GACCCACUCCACCCUCCCUGCCAAGCCCUCCUCGCUGAAGCUCCGCCCCCUCUUCCUCUCUUCCUGAUUCACCUGCGCAGGUGAAAAACAGCGGAGCCGCGCGCCGCCUCGGGACGGGAAGCGACCAAUCGAACUGCAGCAGAACUCAGAACUGGAACCGGGACGGCUCUUGGACUCCUGAGACUGGAACUCUUGCUGGGCUCGGUUCGGCCCGGGUCAGCUGACACUGAGGCCUGAAGCAGGAGCCCACGGGACCGGUCAGAACCAGGUCCGGUCCGGUUGGGGAUGGGGGAGUCCACGCGGACUCAGCUGGUGAGCGCCAUCCAGCUGCAGGAGAAAGCUGCAGACCUGCAGGAGAGCAGCAACAAUGAGAAGACGUUCACGGUGGAGGACGCCGUGGAAGAGAUCGGCUUCGGACGCUUCCACGUCCUUCUGUUUGUCAUCAUGGGGAGCAGCAGCAUCGUGGAGGCCAUGGAGAUCAUGCUGCUCGCUGUGGUUUCUCCAGAGAUCCGCUGUGAGUGGAAGCUGGACGACUGGCAGGUCGCGCUGGUGUCGACGAUGGUGUUCCUGGGCUUCAUGCUGUGCGGCGUCCUCAGUGGAUUCAUCGCUGACAGAUACGGACGCUGGAAGGUGGUAUUUGGAGGCUUCGUCUGGAGCGCCUACUUCUCUCUGCUGACGUCCUUCGCGCCGUCGUACGGUUGGUUCAUCUUCCUGCGCAGCAUGGUGGGCUGUGGCGUCGCCGGCGUGUCUCAGGGGUUCGUGCUGAAGACGGAGUUCAUCCCGGCGAAGCACCGAGCCGUCCUGCUUCCGCUGGCCACCAUCUUCUGGAUGAUCGGCUCCAUGCUGAUCAUCGUUCUGGGGAUGCUGGUUGUUCCCACCCUGGGCUGGAGGUGGAUGAUCCGGAUCUCCGUCACGCCCAGCGUGGUCCUCAUCUUCCUGUUUAAGUUCAUUCCUGAGUCGGCGCGGUACAACGUGUCGGCAGGAAAGGUGGAUGCGGCGCGGCAAACGCUGCAGAGAAUCGCCAGGAUGAACCGCGUGGCGCUGCCUGAAGGCCGGCUGGUGGAGCCUGUGGUGAGGAACCGAGGCAGCUGGAGGAUUCUGCUCAGCUCCUCCUUCAGAAGAACCUCCCUCCUGCUCUGGUACUCAUGGUUCGUGGCUUCGUUUGCGUACUACGGGUCGGUUCUGAGCAGCUCAGAGCUCCUGGAGAAGAACCUGCUGUGUGUGACCAACGCCGACCAAGACCACCAGGUCAAGCACCGCCACCAGGGCGGAGUCUGCUACUGCAUCCCCUUCGGAUACGGGGACUACCAGACCCUGCUGAUCAGCUGCCUGGGGGAGGUCGCCUUGGUUCCUCUGAACAUCGCUCUGCUGAACGUGUUUGGAAGGAAGAUGAGUCUGACCGUCCUGCAGCUGCUGGCUGCAGUCUUCUUCAUGAUGCUGAACAUUUGCAGCACCAUGUUUGGCUUCACCGUUCUGCUGUUCCUGCUUCGUUCGUUGGUCGCCAUGAACUUCAACGUGGUUUACAUUUACACAGCAGAGGUGUACCCCACGAUAGCGCGCUCUUUGGGGAUGGGGUUCUGUACGUCCUUCAGCCGGAUCGGAGGAAUGAUCGCUCCCUUCAUCGCGCAGGUGCUGAUGUCCCAGUCUGUGGUUCUGGCUCUGAGCCCAUUUGCAAUGGCCUGUGUGAUCUGCGCGCUGGGAAACUUCCUGCUGCCCAUAGAAACCCGGGGGCGGGCUCUGCUGCAAAACUCCUGAUGAAAAGGUUCAGAAAAGGUUUUAUGUUUACUUGAUGAUCCUGGAUCUUCUUCAGGAACCUCAUAUGGACCAGGAUCGAACCAGCUCUGACCCGUAUCUGAAGCUCCUCCCUCUGUUUUUGGUUUCUGUAAAUGUCGUUUCUUCUUCAUGAACUCUGGAGGAAAGUUCUUGAUCAGGGUACAGACUCAUGUUGCAGAGGCUGCUCCAGUUCUGUCUGAAGGUCCACCUGAUCUUCUGACAGCAGCUGCAGGUGUUGAUGGUUCGGGGAGGAACACACCUGUCGAGGGGGAUGUUCUCCUUCUCCACCAUCUUCCUGGCUUUUCAGACUGUAAUGUUUUUGGUUUUUGUCAGUUUGACGAGAGUCCUGCUGGUCUUUGUAAGUGCAAUAAAAACGGUUUACAUAUGGAA
This is a messenger RNA of Oryzias melastigma (Indian medaka), 2163 nucleotides long. It is a transcript of the gene svopl, whose product is annotated as SVOP-like. The record is from RefSeq and is a predicted model, not a curated record. Gene Ontology annotation, molecular function: transmembrane transporter activity. The transcript has 17 exons. NCBI's taxonomy places the organism in Eukaryota, Metazoa, Chordata, Actinopteri, Beloniformes, Adrianichthyidae. Gene Ontology annotation, biological process: transmembrane transport. Gene Ontology annotation, cellular component: membrane. The coding region runs from base 286 to 1755 and encodes 489 amino acids.